This is a messenger RNA of Colletotrichum higginsianum IMI 349063, 825 nucleotides long. RefSeq lists its product as uncharacterized. The record is from RefSeq and is a predicted model, not a curated record. The coding region runs from base 1 to 825 and encodes 274 amino acids. NCBI's taxonomy places the organism in Eukaryota, Fungi, Ascomycota, Sordariomycetes, Glomerellales, Glomerellaceae. The transcript has 2 exons.
AUGGCUUCGCAGUACGAUGAAGGCCCGGAGCUGGCCCCCCAGCAUCAUUAUCCCGAGGUAUACCACCCUCCGCCGCAACAGUCGCAUUCCACUUCGCCUCAACCGAUUCCCGUCACGCCGAUGAAGCAAGAAAACUCGACAUACGGCGGAUACCCGGUCUCUGGCAUCGACCAGUCCGUUUACGGUCACCCUGCCGGCGGCGAAACCGCCUUGCCACAAAAGAAGAAGACUAUCUGCGGCUGUACCUUUCUCGUCUUUCUCCUGUCCGUCAUCAUCGCGGUAUUGGCGGCGGCCGUCAUCGGACUGGCAGCAGGCACCGGGGUGGAGGCAAGCCGCGCGAACCAGGCACUCAAUAAGUUGGCGGCUCUGGAAGCAUCAGCGACCAACGGAGCGUCAGCCACGACGACGGUGACGGUCCCAAGCGCGACUCCGACGGCAACCAGCUUUGCCUCCCUCACCAACAACUGCUCCAACAAAGAUGAGACAACCACUGGUCAGACGUACACCACAGACUUCUACGGAAAGAGGACGUUUGUGCAGUUCUGCAACUCCAACGCCCCCAAUGCACCCCUGAUGAGUCUGUUCACCGCCAACUUCAACAACUGCAUGGACGCCUGCGCCGCCUUCUCCUCGUACGAACCCGGCUUUAACGGCAACGCCACGUGCGAGGGCGUCAGCUUCAUCCCGCUCUGGACAACGAGGUCGGGGGCCGUCGACGGCAAGGCGCCGGGCAAUUGCUACCUCAAGCCAGGGCCGCAGUCGCGGGAGGGGCUGGAGACGCCAAACAUCGGCACAGAAUGCCACGCCGCUAUCAUGAACUCUUGA